Alosa sapidissima (American shad) is the source of this 732-nucleotide messenger RNA. RefSeq names its product nuclear receptor coactivator 2-like. Gene Ontology annotation, molecular function: nuclear receptor binding; protein dimerization activity. Gene Ontology annotation, cellular component: nucleus. The transcript is spliced from 5 exons. The record is from RefSeq and is a predicted model, not a curated record. The coding region runs from base 347 to 700 and encodes 117 amino acids. Gene Ontology annotation, biological process: cellular response to hormone stimulus; positive regulation of transcription by RNA polymerase II. NCBI's taxonomy places the organism in Eukaryota, Metazoa, Chordata, Actinopteri, Clupeiformes, Clupeidae.
UAAACUCAACAUCUGAUCGGUGCUUUUGUUACGCAUGGAUCGCUAUAGGCUACAACGUCUUCGAUCAAUAUAGCCUUAGCUAACCGACGUCGCUGUGCCGGGAGAUGUGGUCAGCAUUACAGGUCCUUUUCGAAUUAUACAAUCUCGAGUGCCUGGAAGUCGGAAAUGGGUGCCUAUCUGUCUCUGAGCAAAUAAUCGGCUAUUGGUUAUGCAUACAGUAGCCUAAAUCACUGCUCCGAAAUUAAGAGAUGUGGGUGAUGCCAAGGAGUUUCCAGUUGUUUCCCUCGCGCAGAGAUGCCCUGAGGUUGUAUUUGGACUGAUGCCGAGUCGCUGAUAUGCAUUGAAGAUGAGUGGCGUAGGAGAUAACUCUUCGGACUCUGGCCGGACAGAGGCUCAGAAACGAAAAGAAUGUUCCUCAGAGCUACUGGGCCCAAGUACCAAACGAAGCACUGAAAAGCGCAACCGGGAGCACGAGAAUAAAUACAUCGAAGAGCUCGCCGAGCUGAUCUUCGCCAACAUCAACGACAUUGACAACUUCAAUGUCAAGCCUGACAAAUGUGCAAUCUUGAAAGAAACUGUGAAGCAGAUUCGUCAAAUAAAGGAGCAAGUGGUGGCACGCAGCACUGGUUUGGCGCUGGAGGAGCGACUCGUGUUUCAGAGAGUGAUUACGAUGAAGGAUGGAGCGGAUGGAGAAGGCUGAGCCGUCACCGUGAUGCCAGCAGGACAGCAGGG